GCCAAAACCGUAAAAACAAGGUUAUGUAAAACACAACAAAAGAUCUGUAUAGAAAAAUUACAUUUUGUUAAAUUAAAAUAUAUAAAAAGUUCCCUAAAAAUAUAAAAUAUGGUGUCUCCCACUUUGGCAAUGUGUGUAAGAUCUCGGGGUCCCGAUGAAUUCUGGCGUAAACGUAGAGUUUUCAAAAUGGCUGCUCACUUUCGUGGUCGCAGAAGGAAUGUUUUCUCCAUUGCCGUGCGCAAUAUACACAGAGCCUUGGUAUAUGCCACCAAGGGCAGGAAGUUGAAAAAAUUGGAUAUGGCGGCCUUAUGGACCACCCGAGUACAAGCCGGUUGUGAGCAAUAUGGUGUUUCUUUAGAUGCCUUUAAAGAGGGCCUAACACGCAGCAAUAUCUUAAUAAAUAGAAAAAUCUUAUCAGAUUUGGCCAUUUGGGAGCCACGUUCCUUUGAAGCUUUAGUAAAACUAUCCCGCGAAAGAGCUGUAGUGGAAACUUUGCCCGGCCUUAAUGAAAGAUCGAUUAUGAAUCAAGUUUAUGGCUUAGCCAAUUUGAAAAUAAAGUAAUUUACUAAGUUAUCAUAAUAUUAAGUGUUUUUUUUCCCGUUUAAACAAAUAAACAAUUAAAUAUUUUUUAAAAAGAAAUAAA
This is a messenger RNA of Calliphora vicina (urban bluebottle blowfly), 643 nucleotides long. RefSeq names its product mitochondrial ribosomal protein L20 (gene mRpL20). Gene Ontology annotation, biological process: translation; ribosomal large subunit assembly. Gene Ontology annotation, cellular component: mitochondrial ribosome. The transcript has 4 exons. Gene Ontology annotation, molecular function: structural constituent of ribosome; rRNA binding. Lineage: Eukaryota; Metazoa; Arthropoda; Insecta; Diptera; Calliphoridae. The record is from RefSeq and is a predicted model, not a curated record. Bases 109 to 561 code for a protein of 150 amino acids.